AUGGGCGUGGGCGGCGUUGGCGUGGGCGGCAUUGAUGUGGGCGGCGUUGAUGUGGGCGGCGUUGACGUGGGCGGAGUUGGCGUGGGCGGCGUUGGCGUGGGCAGUGAUAUAGGUGGUGGUGGUGGAAGGGAAUGGGAUGGUCACGGAGGUGUGACCAUGCCGCAAACAGGAGACGUGACGAUAUGGCACGCCCUCAACUAUCACUGA
Laccaria bicolor S238N-H82 is the source of this 207-nucleotide messenger RNA. RefSeq lists its product as uncharacterized. The coding region runs from base 1 to 207 and encodes 68 amino acids. The transcript is spliced from 2 exons. The record is from RefSeq and is a predicted model, not a curated record. Lineage: Eukaryota; Fungi; Basidiomycota; Agaricomycetes; Agaricales; Hydnangiaceae.